This is a messenger RNA of Onthophagus taurus, 1089 nucleotides long. RefSeq lists its product as uncharacterized. The record is from RefSeq and is a predicted model, not a curated record. NCBI's taxonomy places the organism in Eukaryota, Metazoa, Arthropoda, Insecta, Coleoptera, Scarabaeidae.
AUGGUCGGAUCAGUUCACUUAAUAAAGGAAUCUAAAAUCAAAGAAACUUCAGCUAUCUUACCAAUUGCCGUUAUAAAAAUUAAAGACCAUUAUGGAAACUUUCAAACCGUACGUGCGCUCAUAGAUUCUGGAAGUAUGACUAACUUCAUCACUGAAAGAUUAUCCAAACGGCUUCGUCUGUUUCAUCGUAACACUUCAUUGGAGAUUAGCGGAUUGAAUCCAAUGAAAUCGGUCUGCAACAAGGGAUCAGUUGAUUGUUUGGUGCAACCAUACCAUGUGAGCAAUCCAUCUUUUGAGUUCCGAGCAGUAAUAACUCCUAACAUUUGUUCGAAACAACCGUCUUCUGAUGUUAUCAUUAAAUCGUAUCGUCACCUAAAGAACUUAAAUUUCCAUGAUGCUCAGUAUUCCGACGCUAAAGAAGUUGAUCUUUUACUUGGAGCUGAAUUAGAUCCACAGAUACUAACUGGUGGUAGCGUGAUGGGAGGUACUGAUGAUCCUAUAGCUGCUGAAUCUGUCUUUGGCUGGAAAUUUUGGGAAUUAGAAACCAUUCCUGAAACAUCAUCAGUAAAUAGGGACGAGCAAUUAUGUGAAGAUUACUUUCAAAAAACAUAUUGCCGCACUGAAACUGGUAGAUUUAUGGUUUCUUUGCAAUUUCGCAGGGACGUAAAAUUUCUUGGAACUUCAUAUCAAAAUGCGCUCAAACAAUUCAUGUCAUUAGAAGCUCGUCUGUUAAAAUCACCUGUUUUAAAUUCAGGUUACACAGAAUUUAUGAGAGAUUACCUGCUUUCCGGACACAUGACACCGGUUCCACCAAAUCAAAUUCAUAUUCAAACAUCGUAUUAUAUUCCACACCAUUGCGUUUUGAAACCAGAAAGUUCCUCCACCAAAUUGAGAGUGGUUCUUGACGCCUCUGCUGACUCUUCCACAGGAAUAUCAUUAAAUGAUUUGCUGUUCAUCAAAUCAAAAUUACAAGACAUUGUUCACAUAUUACUGAAUUUUCGAUGUUAUAAAUUCGUUUUUAUGUGCGAUAUUAAGCAAAUCAGCAUGUACCAAGCGUUCAAUACUUUCGGAUAUAGCCAGAAUUUAUGA